UCGAGUGGCGUCGAGUGUCGAUCGGAUGUCCGCGGAGGGCGGCGGCUACUCGCCGUGUCCGGCGGAGGCGCUGCCGGAGCUGAGCGCGGCCGAGCUGGCGAUGAGCUUGUCGCCCAAGUCGGCGCUGCUGCAGCAGAACCUGUCCCAGCUCCAGCUGCAGCAUUCCACCCCGUUCUCCGUGACCGACAUCCUGUCGCCGAUCGAGGAGUACCGCAAGUUGGAGUUGGCGAACAACCCGCCGUCCCCAUACAGAUCAAACUCAUCGGGUAGCAGCAUCAACUCGCCGCUGGGGCCAGCAGCCUCGUGCGGGAUGGCUGCGAACCCCUACGCCGUGCCGCUGUAUGGGGGCGCGCCCGUGCAAGGCUACGGCUGCGCCCCCGCGGACCUGCCCCACUACGGGGACAUGCGGGGCGCGAGCUGGUACCCAGCGUCCAAUGACCCCAGGUUUGCCAUUUCCAGGCUGAUGACGUCCACCUCCGGGGGCAUGGGGCAUGUGAACAAUAUGGGCGGGCUUGCGGCGUGCGCGGGGCCGGACGCGAAGCCCAUGCAGUUCCCUCUGGCCCAGAGACGCAAGCGGAGAGUGCUGUUCACGCAAGCUCAGGUUUACGAAUUGGAGAGGCGGUUUAAGCAGCAGAAGUACCUGUCGGCGCCCGAGAGGGAGCACCUCGCGUCACUCAUCCACCUCACACCCACUCAGGUGAAAAUAUGGUUUCAAAAUCAUCGCUAUAAAUGUAAGAGACAGGCGAAAGAAAAGGCAAUGGCGGAACAAAAUCAACACAAUCAGUCAUCGUCAUCCCCCCGGCGGGUGGCGGUGCCGGUGCUGGUGAAGGACGGCAAGCCGUGCGGCUCGGGCGAGUCGUCCUCGCCCGCGCACAGCCACUGCGCCACGCCCACGUCGGGCUACACCGCGCAGCCCGCGCAGCCGGCCUGCAGCAACCCGCUGGCCUCCUACCGGCAGCCCGCCGCCUACCAGCAGCAGUGCUCCGGCUACCUGCCCCUCCAGGGCCGGGCCUGGUAGAAGUUCCCACAGCUUUACCACGAGACAAUGUUCAAGGAGGAGAUGUAUUUUGAUUAGUUGAAACACCUAGAACGGUGUUUCGAUGAUGUGUUUUUUGUUGAAUUAAGUCCGUUUCUGUCUCUUUUAGGAACAUUGUCACUGGUAAAGCGUCGGGAUAGCGACCAGUGAGUGAUAGAACUAGUGGACAUUUGUGGACUUUCAAAAGUGAAACCUUGUUGAUACCGCAGCCGGAGGAGGGUACUGUAAAUAGUAAUAGAUAAGCACGAUUAAGGAUUUGACGACUUUCAUUUUCCGUUUCCUUUUCUGUAAUAGAUCGAUUGUUUUCAACCAAUAUUAACGGUAUACGUAGAUAUCAAAAUAUUGCAGCUUGCGAAAUCAGAUUUUCAGCAAUUGUAAAUAACGAAGUAGUUAAUUGUUGUGUGAAUAGUAUAAUUUAUGAUUUACGGUCAGUGUUUUGUGCGUGUGUAGAUAGAUUCGUGUAAAUACGUAGCUAACAUUAUUGAUAGAUGAAUAUUUUAACAUCUUGUUUAAGAUUAUGUCAUACUUACAAUUUUCAUACUUAUUUCACUAAUAGCGAUGAGAAAAGUUGAAAAAAUAUGACAUUUCUGAUACUCUGAGCUUCCGAGUUUCAAUUGCAAAUUAAAAAAGCAAAUAUUAUCAUGAUACACGUAUUUUUUCAACUUUCCUCAUAUUUUACACAUUCUCAUAUUAUAAUAUACUAUCAGAAUAUUUAUUUGUGAGAAAUAAAUAAUUUAUAUGAAUAUUUUUUGUUUAUUUUGAACCGGUACGUCCAAUAGUUGCAUUUAAUCAUUAGAGUUAGUGUAAAAUUUUAAACAACGAACCAAUCUUUUAAUAAAUGUUUAGUGUUGAUUUUGUUAGAUUAGAUUUCGUAAUUAUAACAGACUAUGGUCUAUGAGCAAUAAAUAACAAUUAAAAUAUUUGCUAAAUGUAGAUUUAUGUUUAACUAAUGAUAAUUAGGUUGUUUCGUUAUCUGCUCCAAAAUUCUUGUCUCUCUUUUAUUUUCAUCAUAAAAAUUAUAGCGUACCUACUUCUAGCUGUUUUUCUUUAAUUUUUCUUCCUUGAGAUUAAAUCUUAGAGCACAAGUUGGUCUUAAAAUAUUUUCAUCUCGUUAAAGACGUCGUCGACUGUGUACUUAAUUUUUGUCAUAUUUAUUUUACAUUGUAAAUAAAGUAGGGAAAUUAAAAACAUUCGUACCUAUCACCAUAGGGUUUGGGAGAAUCCUAAACUAAAAUAUUAAAACAUAGCAAUAAGCUUAACUUUAUUAAGUUUUUUAAGUAACGUUUUGUAACUUAAUUUAUAUUUUCCACAUUUAGACCGAUGUAAUUAUUUAGCUAGGCUAUAGAUACGUUAUUACGAUUACAAUAAUUAUUAUAAAUAAUAGAAUUAAUAAUAAAAAGGAAUUUGUAAUUAUAACGACAAAAGGUGUAAUGAAUUUCGAUUUAU
Messenger RNA from Colias croceus (clouded yellow), 2482 nucleotides. Its product is annotated as thyroid transcription factor 1-like. The coding region runs from base 26 to 1018 and encodes 330 amino acids. Gene Ontology annotation, molecular function: RNA polymerase II cis-regulatory region sequence-specific DNA binding; DNA-binding transcription factor activity, RNA polymerase II-specific. Gene Ontology annotation, biological process: regulation of transcription by RNA polymerase II; cell differentiation. The transcript is spliced from 6 exons. Gene Ontology annotation, cellular component: nucleus. Lineage: Eukaryota; Metazoa; Arthropoda; Insecta; Lepidoptera; Pieridae. The record is from RefSeq and is a predicted model, not a curated record.